AUGGCUUCGGGGCGAGCGGAGGCGGCGGCACCGCGGGUGGCAGAGCUGGAGGAAGAGCUGCGGAGCCUGGCGGAGCAGCUGAGCCGCUGCCAGGCUGAUAAAGAAUUUGUGUGGUCUCUGUGGAAACAUCUUCAAAUGUCAAGUCCAGAUCUUACUCAAGCUGUCAGCUUGGUUGUGGAAAGAGAAAAGCAGAAAGCUGAAGUCAAGGACAGAAGGGUUUUAGAGAUUUUGCAAGCCAAAGACAGCAAAAUAGAAACCCUAGAGCAGACUCUCACAGGACAGCAGCAGGAGAUAAACAACUUAAUACAGAGAAAAAUUGCUGUGGAUGAGGAAAAUGCCCGUUUGAAGAAUGAAUUCAGUAACUUGAACCAGAAAUUUAAAGAUAAAAGCCAAGAACUUAAGGACACUGAGGAGUGUGCACAGAAGAAGGAAGAGCAAAACAGACUGGUUAUAAAAAACCUGGAGGAGGAAAAUAACGGAUUAAAUACAUGCUGUGCUGACCUGCUAAAUGACCUGGAGAAACUGAGGAAGCAGGAGGCACAAUGGAAAACAGAAAAAUCUGGCAAUGAUGUCAGAAUAAAGAAUUUGGAAGCUGAUUUAACAGAGGCAAGAGAACAAAUGAAAGAGUUGCGCAGUAUAUGCAGUAACUUGUCAUCUCAGGUAGCUGUGAAACAGGAAGAACUCUCCCAAAAGGAUUCUGAUGUGAUUAAAGCUAAGAAGGAGUUACAGCAGCUGCAGAAUCUUUACAGACAAAACAUUGAACAUACAGCACAGCAGGCUGAGCUGAUAAAGCAGCUUCAGGCUCUCAAUACUGAUACACAAAAAGUACUGAAAGACCAAGAAGAUGCUCACACAGCUGAAACAACAUCAUAUCAAAAACUUUAUAAUGAAUUGACUUCAUGUUUUGAAACUGUUAAAACAAGUGAAGUUCAACUGCAGCGAAGCUGUGCCUCUCUUCAGGAUCAGUUACUUGGAAAAGAUCAAAAGAUUUGUCAGUUACAAGAGCAACUUCAGCAGGCUCGUGGUGCUUUAAAUGCAGUACGUCAGAAUUCUUCUCCAAAAUGUGAAGUACAGGAACCACCUGUGAAACGUUCAAGGUCUCUGUCCCCAAAGAGCUCUUUUAGAGAGUCAGAGGAGACUCAAGAAACUGAUGAGCUAAGAGCAGCCCAUGAACAACGCGAAGAGAGGCUGCAGAUGUUACAGACCAACUACAGAGCACUAAAAGAGCAAUUAAAGCAGUGGGAAGAGGGUGAUAGCAGGAUUGAAAGCAGUAAAAGCAGAUACCGGCAUGCAGAUACCCAUCAGCUUUGUCAAGAGGAUUCUGAUGCUGUGUGGAAUGAACUGGCUUUUUUCAAAAGGGAACACAAAAAGCUGUUGAUUGAAAAACUGAAUCUUGAAGAAGAAUUGGAUCAGAUCAAAGUACACCAAUCUGUGGAGCCACUUUUUAAACUUACUGAAGAUGAUGGGUUUGAGGAUAGUACUCCAAAGAGGAAUAUGAAAGAAGUUUCACAUCAGACAUUACAGAAGGUACAACAACUAGAAAGAAGAUUAAAAGCUAUUGAAGGGGAUUUAAAGAAACAGAAGGAAGUAAAUAAAGACUUACUGAAGGAGAAAAAUUACUUGAAAGCAUCUUUAGAAGUGCAAAAGGAAGAUGCAGACACAAGAGAAAGAGAGCUGGAAGCGCUACUUAAGAGGAUUUGUGAAAUAAAAAAAGACAAAGCAGAACUUCAGUUAGUGAUUGAUGAGCAGGAGAAAGAAGCUGCCUCUUUGAAGAGGCAAGUGGCAGAAGCUAACAGGUUGAGAAAUGAAAAUGAAGAUUUGCUGAGUCAAGUGCAGGAGCUGAAGUGUUUGCUGGAAGAAGCCAAAGCAGUGGCAACCUCUGGGCAAUGUAAUUGCAGGAUAACAGGCACCAAGGUUAAAUUAAAAACAGCCAAGAAAAAGAGCUCUUUGGGACAUCAUGGAGCUUUUCUCAAACAGUCCAUCAAGGUUAUGAGUAAUGUAUUUGAGAACUUCAGUAAGGACGGCUGGGAGGAUGUGAGUGAAAGCAGUGACUCUGAAAUACCAACUUCUGAAAGUUUGGAAACAGUGAUUACGAAGACAGUGCAAAACAUUGAUCCACUGCCAAACAGAAGUAAACAACAGGGUAAAAAGCAAAUACAAGGUAGUCAAAAGCCCUGCAAUGUUGUUCGUUUAGAAGGCAAACACCAGCAGUAUAAUAAAAAGGGCCAUUCACAGAGUAAAGACCUUGAAAAGUUACAUUCCAAGAGGAGGAAGAUCUCCUGUCUCAUAACAUCUUAUCCAUCAAUUCUAAGCAAAGUGAACAGAACAAAAAGGAGAAAUACUGUCCAGAAACCGGGCUACUCUGUUACUCUACUGCAGGAAAGAAUUAAAUCAUUGCAGCAGCGGAUAGCUGUUUUACAGAAUGAAAAAAAGACAGCAGUGUCUUCUGUGAAGGGAUUUAAAGAAACCAAUGAAAAACUAACAACUCAGCUACAUUUGGCUGAUCAAAGACUUCAAGCUACUAAACUGACCAUAGAGGUGUUGACCUCCAACCUGGCCAAGUGGCAACAGGAGAAAGAAGAUUUACAAGGAAAAUUGAAGUUGAGAGAACAUCUGUCUCAUACUGCUGGCAAGAGUAAUGCCAUACCAUCUCCUUCAAAGAACCCUGAUUUAGAGAUUAAACAGCUGCAGUGCAAACUAAAGAGUUCAAAUAAUGAAAUCACUAAGCAAUCGGCCACCAUUAAGUCACUAAAAAAAGAAGUCCAGGAAAAAGAAGAACGGAUUCGGGCACUACACGCUAAGAUUUCUCGAUUGGAGAGGGACCUUAAUAUGAAAAGACAUUUGGUAGAAGACUUAAGGUCUCGUCUAAAAGCAAAUCAAGAAAAUGAGAAAACCUCUAAUGAAACAUUAGAAAGUCUUGAGAGAAAGGUAAAGGCACUGGCUGAAGACUGUUCAAACAAAAAAACUUCCAUUGACUCACUGAAACAAAGACUUAAUGUAGCUACAAAAGAGAAGUCUCAGUAUGAGCAGAUGUAUCACAAGGCUAAAGAUGAGUUGGAGAAAAAGGAGCUCAAGCUUACCAGCCUAGAGAGCAAAAUGAUUGAGACCGAAUGUGCCAUGACUGAACUUGAGACUACUGCAUCUCAACAACUACAUGGCUUGGCUAAACAGAGCGGACACGCUUUGGAGACCCUACAGAAGAAGCUGCUGCUUACCAAUGACAAAAUAGAAGAGUUCAUGACAUUUGUGAAGGCUCUAACCAGAGAGUUACAGCACAGCGUACAAGAGCUGAGAACAAAAAUCAAACAGGCAAAAAAAAUGGGAGAAGUGAGAGCACGCAAAAAGAGCCUUUCCCAAGAGUCUGUUCAGUUGGCAGCGUCUAUCCUUAAUGUUUCAACAACUGAUCUUGAAGAGAUAUUAGAAGUAGAAGAUGAUGAGGAAACAGCAAAGGCGAAAAUGGAAUUUGAAAAAGAUAAAGAGUGGCUGCAGUAUAUACAGAAACUUAUUGAAGCACAGUUUCCUUUUGCCUCAUACUUAAUGGAUGCCAUACUGGAAAAAUUAAAUGAGAAGAAGAAACUGGUAGAAGAAUACAAUUCUCUCAUGAAAUGUACUGUAUGA
This is a messenger RNA of Haliaeetus leucocephalus (bald eagle), 3618 nucleotides long. RefSeq names its product centlein, centrosomal protein (gene CNTLN). The coding region runs from base 1 to 3618 and encodes 1205 amino acids. Gene Ontology annotation, cellular component: centrosome; centriole. The transcript has 25 exons. The record is from RefSeq and is a predicted model, not a curated record. NCBI's taxonomy places the organism in Eukaryota, Metazoa, Chordata, Aves, Accipitriformes, Accipitridae. Gene Ontology annotation, biological process: centriole-centriole cohesion; protein localization to organelle.